Molecule: messenger RNA, 198 nt
Organism: Trametes versicolor FP-101664 SS1
Lineage: Eukaryota; Fungi; Basidiomycota; Agaricomycetes; Polyporales; Polyporaceae
Exons: 1
Coding region: 1-198 (65 amino acids)
Source: RefSeq, a predicted model, not a curated record
AUGCGGCGUCAAGCAUGCCGCGAGAUUCCCGCACAGACCCUCAUCGAGGUGAGCCCCGUCCUCCUGUUCAGUGCAAGAGAGUACGAGGAGCACGGGAGACACACCGUGCUGGACCAUUACACGUUCAAAUGGCGGGACGGCAGAAUGGCGCUGGCGCUCGGGUUAGGUGCGGAGUACUUUUUCAGGCAGCGCUCCUGA